AUGAAUACAGAGUUUUUUAUUACUGAAAUACUGGCUGACCAGCUAUUUGGAAGUCAUGAGCUUGGGGCCCUCAGAAGGGAGAUGGCGGAUCUGAAUGCGCGCUUUGCGCUGUCUGAAAGAGGGUUACAGGUUCCACGCACGGCGGAGGGCACCCUGAGUUUGACUCCGGGCAGCCCUUCGCCAAUUGAUAGAGGGGCUCCUUGA
Messenger RNA from Pieris macdunnoughi, 204 nucleotides. Lineage: Eukaryota; Metazoa; Arthropoda; Insecta; Lepidoptera; Pieridae. The record is from the annotation of a GenBank genome assembly.